This is a messenger RNA of Gasterosteus aculeatus aculeatus (three-spined stickleback), 8556 nucleotides long. It is a transcript of the gene lrrk1, whose product is annotated as leucine-rich repeat kinase 1. NCBI's taxonomy places the organism in Eukaryota, Metazoa, Chordata, Actinopteri, Perciformes, Gasterosteidae. The record is from RefSeq and is a predicted model, not a curated record. Gene Ontology annotation, molecular function: protein binding; ATP binding; protein kinase activity. Gene Ontology annotation, biological process: protein phosphorylation.
GACUUGACACUGCGUGCGCACGGAGUUCAGAAAGUUUGCAUCGUGGAAUCAGGAAGUCCAGCUGAACGCCGUCGUGGAGUCGGACCGGAAGAAGCCUCCCGGGACCCCGUGCUGGACUCCCGCUGCGCCAUGUGAGAGACAGCCGCCGGCCUCCUCACAUACUGGUUCGCGAGUAACUCCAGUCGGAAUGUCGUACUGGUCUGUCGACCUUCCCCGGGACUCUGGAGACGCUCCCGGCAGCAUGGAGCAGCAACGCAGCCUUGGGGAGGAAAUGGGAGCCAAGGCAUCGCUGGAGGAGGGUCCAGGACUCUGCUCGUCACUGGUUCCUUCUCCCACUCUGGAGAACAUCCAAGCAGCAUAUGAGGAGGGAGAGGGAGAGGCUGCCAGGGAGCUGAUCAAACAAGCCUGCUGUGUGGAGUGCAGUGAAGGGAUACCUGGCAUCAACGGGGUGCGCCUCCUGUGUUUGGCCACUCAGCACGGUGACCUGCAGAGUGUGUGUUACCUCCUGAAAGAAGCCUGUAUCCCUGUCCCCCAGGAGCCCUCCCACAGCCACCCAGCCAUUCUGGCAGCGUACUACGGCCACGCCAGCCUGGUCAAAGAGCUGCUGGAUUCUAUACCUGGUCCAUGUCGGAGGAGAGACUUGCUGAAUUGGAUGCUUGCUAGUUCUUGCCAGCAGGGUCACCUGGACGUGGUCCGGCAGCUGGUCCUCAGCUACAAUGCUGAUGCCAAAGACUGUGCCGUCCACAGCGACCAGUUCGCUGUCAUCACUGGGCUGCCGCUGUACGCUGCGGCAGAGGCAGGUAAUGAGGACAUAGCUCACUUCCUGCUGCAGAAUGGAGCAGGAUUCUCCUCAUACACCCUGAUGGACCAUCCGGCCUUCAGCAAACACCUCCUCAGACUCAAACUACAGGAGACCUCCAACGCAGGAGAGGAGGCUGUCUCUGUGUGCUGGAGAGGUCUGCAACUGCCCUGGUUGGACCUAGACUGGUUCAUGGACGUCUCCUCACGGAUCACUCACCUGGAUCUAUCAUCCAACAGCCUGGCGGCUCUGCCCUCUGUGUUGCCUUGGGGUCUCAUCCACCUGCAGACUCUAGAUAUAUCUGACAAUCAGCUGCGAGAGCUUCCAGCUGCUCAAAACUCCCAGGAGGUCAUCUGCUCAAGUUUACAGGAGAUAAAUUUCUCUCAGAACCGGCUCACCUGUCUGCCACCCGGACUCCUCCAUCUGACAAACAUCCAGAGACUUUCUGCUGCAAAGAACCAGCUCACAGUCCUGUUUGACAUCCCCUCCACUACUAACUGGAUAGGUCUCCGUAAGCUGGAGGAGCUGGAUGUGUCUGAUAACUGUCUGACCGGUCUGCCCACCUCAGUCAUGCACUGUUUGAAAUCCCUGCGCUUCCUCAACGUGUGCAGGAACACACUGAGCAGCUUCCCUGAGCCUUGGGCUUGUCCUCUGAAGCAGUGCAAAGCUUCCUCCAAUGUGAUCGAGAGACUUCCAAAUAAUAUCUCCAUCUUCUGGAGGGCUCAGCUACAGGAGGUGGACUUUUCUGACAACUGCCUGAAGGAGCUGCCUCUUUAUAUCUUUGAACUGGAGGCUCUAGUCUUGUUGAGAUUGUGUGGGAAUCACAUUGCGACACUCCCAGCCCCCAGUAAGUGGAAGUGCUCUCAGCUCAGGACCCUCGAUCUUUCCAGGAACCAGCUGGGAAAAACAGAGGACGGGACUAAAUCCAGGAGGCUGGCCUUCUUGAAUACAUGGAGCAGAAGGGACCCGGACCCUGAACCAGUGUGUUCCAUAGAGUUUCCCAUCAUUCUACGGGAUUCACUGGAAGUGCUUUACUUGAAUGACAAUCAGCUGGAGUGUGUACCCAAAUCCGUGUGUGGUCUGCACAGCCUCGGUGAGCUCUACCUCUCCAAUAAUCCUGGAAUCCGGGAGCUUCCACCGGAGCUCAGUCAACUCGCCAACCUGUGGCAACUAGACAUUGAAGACCUCAACAUCACUAAUGUCCCCCAGGUAGUACGAAAAGAAGGUCCUACGUCUGUUUUGGCUUUCCUCCGGGCACAGCUUCGAAAGGCAGAGCCUUUUAAGCUGCUAAAGAUGCUUCUGAUUGGUCCACCGAGACAGGGGAAGACGUCGCUUCUGGGUGCUCUUCAGACCGGCAGGGUGGCGCCCUUCAUCCCAGCAGAAUGCAGCAUCUCCACCUCCACCUGGGAGCUGGACAAACCCAAUGGAGGCAAAAACAGCAAGGACUCCGUGGCGUUCAACGUGUGGGACAUCGGUGGUCAGGCCAGCAUGUCCACGGUGAACCAGUGCUUCUUCACCGAUAAGGCCCUGUACGUGGUGAUCUGGAACCUGGCUCUGGGAGAGGAGGCUGUCGCCAACCUGCAGACGUGGCUGCUUAACAUUGAGGCACGCGCACCCAACUCUGCUGUGGUGGUGGUGGGAACACAUCUGGACCUCAUUGACGCCAAGUUUCGCACUGAAAGGCUGGCGACGCUGAGAGCGUAUGUUCUGGCUCUGUGCCGAUCGCCGUCAGGGGCUCGAGCCACCGGCUACCCCGACAUCACAUGGAAACACCUUCAUGAAGUGUCCUGUAAGACCAUGGAGGGCUUCGAUGGGCUGAAGAAGCUGAUGUACACGGUUGUUCUUUCUAUGAAAGACGGCAGCAGCUCAGCCUGUGGCGGGAAGCUGCUGGGCAGACUGAUCCCCAAGAGCUAUCUGACACUUCAGGAAAGAGUGAUAGCGGAGAAGCAGAGGCGAGACGCUGAGGGGGAGGUUCAGUACUUAACUGAUGUGCAGCUGGACCACAUCAUCGAACAGAGCCCAGGAAGUGACAUCAGCGACUACGAGGACCUGCAGAUUGCCAUCAGCUUCUUGAUCGAGACGGGGACCCUGCUGCACUUCCCAGACACCAGCCAUGGCCUUUGUACCCUCUACUUCCUGUGUCCUGUGUGGCUGUCCGAGUGUCUGGAGAGGAUCAUGCACCUCAAAUCCUCUCGCUCUGUCGCCAGGAAUGGAGUGAUCCGUGCAGAAGACCUGAGGAUGCUUCUGGUAGGAACAGGGUUCACACCACAGACAGAGGAACAGUAUUUCCAGUUUCUGGCCAAGUUUGAGAUCGCUCUCCCUGUGGCCAGUAAUAGCUAUCUGCUGCCCCACCUCCUUCCCCCCAAGCCAGCCAUGGACAUCCAUGGCUUCCGUCAGCAGGCCGACAACACCCUGCAGCGCGUCGUCCAGAUGAGUUUUGUUCCCGCUGGAUUUUGGGAGCGCUUAAUUGCCAGGAUGCUCAUCGGUCUCACCGAGAUGGACCUGCAGUCAUUUGAACCCAAAAGAAACCAACGCCAACGCAGCAGGAACUCCGUGAUCUACAGCUUUGUUGGAACCCAGCAGAGGAAUCGCUGCAGCACCUUCAGAGUCCGACGCAGCCAGACCAUUUACUGGAAGGAGGGGCUGCUGGUCACUUUUGAUGGAGGUUACCUCAGCGUGGAGUCGUCAGAUAUCAACUGGAGGAGGAAGAAAAGUGGAGGCAUAAAGAUUAUCUGCCAGUCAGAGAUGAGAGACUUCUCUGCCAUGGCCUUCAUCACAGACAACGUGAACUCCCUGAUUGAGCAGUGGUUCCCUGCUCUGACUGCCAGCGAGAGCGACGGCAGCCUCCUCAUGGAGCAGUACGCCCCGUGUCCACUCUGCGCCUCACCGGGCCGGCCGACGCGUUCGGAGGUCGUAGGCAGCCCCUUCGGCCAGGUGGGAGACAAAGGGGCAGGUGGAGACGGGGUUCAUUACUUUAACAUGGAGGACUGUGUGCUGGCUGCUGUGGAGAAGGAGCACAUCGUGUGUCCUCAGCACCCUGACCAGCCCGUCACCCUGCAGGAGCUGGUUCCAGAGCUGUUUAUGACCGACUUCCCUGCACGGCUGUUUUUAGACAGGGCCCAGCUGGAGUACUCUGAGGAGGAGAAUAACAUCCUCGGUCAGGGUGGCAGUGGCACAAUCAUCUAUAGAGCCCGGUAUCGUAACCAGCCAGUGGCCAUUAAGCGCUUCCACCUCAAGAAGAGUCGACAGCAGUCCAUCAGCCGCGACACAGACACCAUGGUGAAACACCUGCAGUCUGCAGAUGCCUGUCGAAGCUUCUCUGAGUUUCGCCAGGAGGCCAGCAUGUUGCACUCUCUGCAGCAUCCCUGCAUCGUCCCCCUGGUAGGCAUCAGCAUCCAUCCACUGUGCUUCGCCCUGCAGUUGGCCCCCCUGGGCAGCCUGAACACAGUGCUGGAGGAGAAGCGCAAAGGAGCCGGGUACAUGCCCCUUGGUCACAUGCUAACUUAUAAAGUAGCCUAUCAAAUCGCAACAGGACUGGCGUACCUUCACAGGAGCAUCAUCUUUUGUGACCUCAAAUCUGACAACAUCCUGGUGUGGUCUCUGGAGGUGCAGGAUCCAGUUAACAUUAAACUGUCCGACUACGGCAUUUCUCGGCAAACCUUCCGUGAGGGGGCGUUAGGGGUGGAGGGCACACCAGGUUACCAGGCCCCCGAGAUCCGACCAGGCAUCGUGUAUGAUGAGAAGGUGGACAUGUUCUCCUACGGUAUGGUGCUGUAUGAGCUGCUGUCCGGGCGGAGGCCAGUACUGGGCCAGCACCAGCUUCAGAUAGCCAAGAAGCUCUCCAAAGGCAUCCGGCCAGUGCUGGGCAGUCCUGAGGAGGUCCAGUUCUGCUGCCUCCACAGCCUACUGACGGAAUGCUGGGACACCAAGCCUGAGAAGAGGCCGGUGGCCAUGCGGUGUGUGAGACAGAUGCAGCAGCCCAGUUUCCCCUGCCUCAAGUAUGUGAUGUCCUGUGACAGCCACGCGCAGCUCUUCCUGUCCCAGCUGCAGGGACAAGGCGCUGUGUUCUGGGACGGAGACGAGGACAACAGGAACUACAGUGUGGUGAAUGUGGAGAAGGGCCAGGUGGAGGUGAAGAGGAUGUCCUGCGCUGGCAGCAGGAUCAGCUGUCAGAUGAAGAUGGGUAACAUUCUGUGGAUGGCCACUGAGGACCAGGAGGUUUUCAUCUACAGUCUGAAGGACAUGUGUCCUCUCAGUCAACCCCAGAAACAGUUCUCCUGUCCAGCCAUCAUCACCUGCCUGUUCCCUGUCCCAGCGAGAGAACAGAACCUGGCCAGAGUGUUUGCGGGGAUGUCUGACGGCCUGGUGGCGGUGUACAGCUUAGUGGAGGACCUUCCCCUGGACGGGGAGACCUACCUGUGCUCACACACCCUCAACAAGACGGUGUUUGCUCUGAAGGACUCAGAUCCUAGGCAGAGACCCUACCCAGUCAGGAGCAUGGCACUGGUCAACAGUGGCUCUCAGCUGUGGUUCUCCAAUGGUCCCGGCGUGCUGGUCGUUGACUCUCUGAGUCUUCGGGCAGUUCAAAGGCUUGAGCCCUACAAGCCGCCUUCCUCUGUCGUAUCCAUGACAACCAGCUUCGGUCUGUGGGGAGAGGAGGCAGUGUGGACUCUGGAUGACCACAGGAACACGCUGCUGCUCUACCACGCUGCGUCCUACCAGCUCUGUGCCAAGUACUGCUGCGGAGACAGCACUCCUCUUCGAGACGUCUUCGCUGUGCAGCGUCCUGCAGCGGUUACCAUGGCGACAACCGCUGAACCCAUCGCAACAGACCAGGAAGAGAAGCUGGAAGGCCCUACAGGAGAAGUGACAUUGAUCUACAGUGAGGCGGCGGGCACUCAGAUCAUCCAGCACCAGGACUCCCAGACGGACUACUGCUCCAUAUCGUCCAUCUGCUCAGACCGCUCCAGCUCCGCAGGCCUCGCCUCGUUGGCCAGCCGCAGCACUACGCCACUGGCUGCAGACCCAGAGGAGACGGGCAGGGACCAGAACCAGCGGCCAUCCACCAAGACCGAGUCUGAUCGACACACUGCAGAGACCAGAAAGCUGCAAGCCUUCACUCUGCUGCCAGUGAAAGGAACGCUGUGGAUCCCCAGGCGUGGAGGUGAUGUCAUGGUCGUUGAACUGCAAGCGCACGGGGAUCAGCUGAGGGGGCGUGUCACCGCUGUCCUCAGUCCACCUGGAUGUUCGUCUUUCGGGAUCCUGGAGGAGGCCGCACUAGUCGCAAAGGACACAGUUGUAUGUGGUUUUCAUAAGGAAAACAUGGAGUGGUGCCUGUGUGUCUGGAGGGGCUGGGGCUGCCACGAGCUGGAAGUCUUCUACCAGUCUUAUGAGGAGCUUGGCCGCGUGGAGACCCGCAUGAGGAAAAGAAGGUAGCUGUUGUGCUGCAGCGGAGAGGUGCAGAAUCGCAGCUCUGUAUGGAGGCCGAGCCGAGGGGAAUACACGCCGACAGACUAGCAGUGUUCAGAGCGGGGGGGCGGCGAACGCUGACAUCAGGGCAAUGCAGGAGGGGGAGGAGGGCCGAGCCUCCAGCUGUGCACAGCGGUUAUGUCCCCUCACUACAUACCUCAGUACCAAUAAUAAACCAAGACCUGAAAGAUCUGGAGAUGAGGAGCCCGAGGCUGAGUCACAAAUCAAGAGUACCAGAACAAAACUUCUGCACUGGGGAUUGGAUGCUAACUGUUUGGUAUGACUGGAAUUCAGCUCAAGAUGUGGACUCCAGCUGCUGCAAUCCAUUGUUUAUUCUGUCUAUUUCAGUGUCCUUUUAAUAAACUGUUCCAAGAGCAACUUUAUGGAUGGAGACUUUCUUGACAGAGAAGUAUAAACUCUCUUUGAAUGGGUUUGUGUUGGAGAUGAUGGAGCUCUGAACCAGCUGAUGUUGUAGAUGGGUAGAAGGUAGUGACACUGGUUCAGAACACAGUGUUCCUCUCUUUAUCUGUGUCACAGGAACUGCAUGACAGCCAAAGCUCCCAUUUGUAACACAGAACAUCUGUGUUCUAUUUAACAUUAUGCAACAGGCCAGUGGUUUCCAGCUUUUACCAUAGAAACAUACUUUUUUAAAAUUUGUGCAUGAAGCUUUAUUCUGGUUUCUGACACCACAGACCAUUCCUGGCUCGGAAUCGGUACCCCAGAAGAACCGGAGACAAUGUGUUUCUUUUUGGGUUGUAGUUAUCUUUGUCACUGGUCUCACGUUACUCUUACUUGUAAGAGACACAAGCUGCUGCAUUUUGACUAAAGUAGAAGACAAAAUUGGAUCAUUAGUGCGGUAUGUUGGCCACGGUUUCUUUUUAAUUCAAUUUCUUUUUUAUAGCUCAAAAUCACAAAUUACUGUCUCAGAAGGCUUUACAGUCUGUACACAUGCAACAUCCUCUGUCCCCAAACCCUCACAUCGGCACAGGAAAAAAAUGGGGAUAACGCCAGAUGGAUGGACAGACUGCAUUGGAUUUCAUGUGUACAGAAUGAGCAUUGUAAAAGAUGCGCGAUACAUUAUAUGCAAGUGAGAGAAUUUGUUCAAAAAUUGAGAGUAGGAAAAGUAGGAAAUAUGUUAGGCGAGGAAUCCCAAAGACUUGGAAGAAGCUAAAUUAGUGCAUUAUUGAGAUGUGAAUUCUUAUAGAAGGAGAGAGUGAGGAGCUCAGCGUGUCCUAAGCAGGGCUGGUCCAAGCUAACCUGAGCCAGCCCUAUAAUCGCUAUCUUUAGCUGUGUCUCCCCCCGGACUGAAAGUGCAAGCUGGAUCCACAAAAGAGGAGCUUGAUAACUGAAGUCUCUGCCUCCCAUCGUACUUUGUAAGACUCUAGGCACAGCAACUUCCCAACAUUUAUGGAGCUCUAGUAAGGUAGUAUGGUAUAAUUAGCUGCUUAAGAUAUGACAGCAUUGAACCAGCAUGUGCCUUGUAGGUGAGGAGAAGAACCUUGAAUUCUUUAUUCUUGAUUUAACAGGGAGCCAGUGCAAAGACGUUAAUACAGGAGUAACAUGAUCCUUUUUCUUUGUUAUUUUUGCUGCAGCAUUCGGAAUCAACUGGAGAGACUUUAAAGAAUUAGAAGAGCAGCCUGAUAAUGAAGACUUCGAUAAUCCACUUCAUAAGCAACACAUGCAUGAACUAAUUUUUCUGCAUCACUGAUUUUUAUUACGUAGGUGAAAAAAUGCAGUCCUUGAAGUCUGUUUCUCACAUCCUGGUUGAAGAGAACUCCAUGAUUUAUGACAAUGAGAUAAACGCAGUACCGAGGCUGUCGUCAUCGGCAAUGAAUCCUGAAUAAGGACCGUCACUGCAACAAAAAGAACCGGCGGUAUAUUCUUCCAUGUUGGGAGCGAAAUACUGACAACCAGUUUGCAAAUUAGUUAAAUGUAGUUUAGGUUUAAGGGUUAUUAAAAGGCUAGAGUCAGAAAUAGCUGCUGCUCUACCUCCUCGGCCUGUGCCUCCAGGAAUAUGAAAAUUAAGAAUUAACAUAACUUUGAGCAGUGGAUUCUAAACCAACCACAGGCAGCACCUUGCAGGACCUUGAUUACAACACUGUCAGCCACAAGGUACGGCCGGGAAACGUCGGUGUACCAAAAGUGAGCCACAGAAGAGUAUGUGUGUUGUCUUAAAUUGGUACUUUUGCAUUUGUAAUGUGGCCAGUAAAAAAUCUGUAUUGUACAGCCUAUUAAGGCAGAGGUUGUUUGUUUAUCUGAAUGUACAAUAAAGCUAUAUUGUUAUAAGA